GAACGUUUCCUCUACCACGCCUCCCAUCUCAUCUUCAACCUGUCCAGUCGCAAUCGUCUCUCUUACAGAAUUUGUGAUGUACCAGCCUCGCUUGUCCUACUAGCGGCCUCGCUUUCGUGGACUCGUCAUACAACCACCGACACUUUACAUCUGGCAUCUUCUCACCCCGGUCCACCUGCACCCAAGAUCUUGAACACCCGGUUGCCGCCGUACCAAGAGAUCUACGCACGGUCUACCAUCCGUCGCGACAUUCAGUGGUAGUGCUGUGUCCUUUCAUUCCUGAACCUCCGUUGCCGCAGUUCGGGCGAUCGCAGCCCAAGACCCUAUAUUCUCUCACAGACGCAUACCGGGUCUACUCCUCGCCGACGAUUUCUCCCAUACUCUGUGAGGGCUUUUGCUGGCCAAAAGCUGCACAAGGAGAUCAAGAACCGUGGCUAGGUGAUGAGGUAGAGGGAUGAACAGGCACCACGCCUUCACGAAUGGCUAUGCCGCCAACAAGAAAAGAGAUGAUGAUCACUACCAUGGCAAUUACUCGGACAAGUCAGAUCUAGAGAGCAAAUACAUCUGGGGAAUGAAUGACCUGGUCGAGGACGAAAAGCCCGACCCGUCAUUCAGUCGGACGCGCAAAUUCGAGCCUCGACGGAAAGCUCUCUACACGCGCUCUCGUCUUAUACGGUUGGGUCUUGCCGCCGUUGGGACGCUUGCCAUAUUAUCAUGGUUCUUCUUCCCCUCCUCUGCAAGUCUGUCGUUAUUAUCAGGCGGCUCCACCUCCUCACAGGGUGAUUUCGAGAUCGAAACCCUACGAUAUUAUGACCUAGGGGAUGUUCAAGGUACCUCUGUUGGAUGGGAGAGAGAAGAGCGAGUAUUGCUCUGUACACCUCUAAGAGAUGCCGCACCUCAUUUGCCGAUGUUCUUCGCGCACCUGCGGAACUUUACCUAUCCACACCACCUCAUCGACUUGGCUUUCCUUGUCUCGGACUCCAAGGAUAACACCGAAGAAUUGCUUGAGCAGAUGCUUGAAGCCCAGCAAGCAGAUCCCGACCCUUCACAACCUUAUGGCGAGAUUUCCGUCAUACACAAAGAUUUUGGGCAAGCCGUUGGGCAAGAUGUGGAGAGCAGACACGGCUUCGCUGCACAAGCAGGGCGCAGGAAACUCAUGGCACGUGCGAGGAACUGGCUACUCAGUGCGGCUUUGAGGCCUUAUCACAGUUGGGUGUAUUGGCGUGACGCUGAUGUUGAGACUUGCCCAUUCACGAUUAUUGAAGAUCUCAUGCGCCAUGACAAAGAUGUUAUUGUGCCUAAUAUCUGGCGUCCGUUACCUGAUUGGCUAGGCGGAGAGCAGCCAUACGACCUGAACUCGUGGCAGGAAUCCGAGACCGCCAUCGCCCUAGCUGAGACAUUAGAUGAAGAUGCUGUCAUUGUCGAAGGUUAUGCCGAAUAUGCCACGUGGCGUCCUCAUCUUGCUUAUCUCCGUGAUCCUUACGGCGACCCAGACGUUGAGAUGGAGUUGGACGGUGUUGGCGGUGUUUCCAUCCUUGCCAAAGCCCGAGUGUUCCGCUCUGGCGUCCAUUUCCCAGCCUUUUCUUUUGAAAGACACGCAGAAACUGAAGGCUUCGGCAAGAUGGCCCGGCGGAUGCAGUACUCCGUGGUUGGCCUACCUCAUUACACCGUCUGGCAUCUUUACGAACCAUCCGUGGAUGACAUUAAGCAUAUGGAAGAAAUGGAGGCUGAGAAACGUGAAAGAGAAAGGCAGGAGAAAGAAGCAGCUGAGAAAGCCAAGAAGCUACAAGACGACUUUGAACAUGUGGGUUCUCAAUGGGAAAAGGAUAAACAGAGUAUUGCUGAAUCUGGCAAAAAGCUCGGAGCUCUCAACGCUGCUAACCUAGCUGCCGUCGAUGCUGCCAAAGAGGUAGUGGCCAGUGAUGGUUCUACAGAGAAGCUCGCAAAAGGUGACUCCAAGGCGAAAGCACCUAGGAAAGAAAGCGUCCGAAAGAUCAACACUCGCCAAGGAGACAAGAAAAAGGAGCUGGACGAUGAGAAGUUGGAAAAGACCGAGAAGGCUGAGAGCGUAAUGAGCAAUGAUGAAGCUGUAAAUCCAGCUGCAGCACCAGCAGAAGAGCCCAAGGCUGGCAAGAAGAAAGGUUACACAUGAUUAAUCACAAUCCGGUUGGCACGACGGUUGUACCUGGAGUGGUCUCGAAAUCAUGAAUCCUUUUAGGAAAAUGGGCGCAUUGAAUAUGGAAUAGACAUGGAGCGAUCAACUGAGCGGCAUCCACCAGUUUCGGAUGCACGGUCUUGAACUUUUGGCGAGCAGCAUGAGGAGGCCGGAAAAUAUAUCACACAUGUUUUCCCUGUACAAAAUAUCACAAGAACCCUCCUUGGAAUUGGUGUUGAAUGCGAGUAAUCGUGUCUAGACAGAUCGCGUGAAGCAGGCAGGCCACGAUUCACUCUUGACGUUGCCCGGAGGAUUGUGGUACGACCUUCGAAAAUUGAAAUAUGUUGCUACCCGUUGCUCGUUUCACUAUAAUUU
Messenger RNA from Exophiala viscosa, 2530 nucleotides. RefSeq names its product mannan polymerase II complex ANP1 subunit. Gene Ontology annotation, biological process: cell wall mannoprotein biosynthetic process; protein N-linked glycosylation. The transcript has 2 exons. Gene Ontology annotation, cellular component: mannan polymerase complex. Lineage: Eukaryota; Fungi; Ascomycota; Eurotiomycetes; Chaetothyriales; Herpotrichiellaceae. Gene Ontology annotation, molecular function: alpha-1,6-mannosyltransferase activity. The record is from RefSeq and is a predicted model, not a curated record. The coding region runs from base 455 to 2152 and encodes 565 amino acids.